AUGCCUUUUGCACGUGAACAAAUUGAAUCCAUGAUGUCGGAAAAACUAUCUAAAUCAGAUACAAUUAAAUUACGAAAUAAACAUAUUGGCCAAGCUUGUCAGCUAUUUUAUCGUUCUGAUCCGCUAAAAAUCGUACGCGGUCAGGGUCAGUACAUGUUUGAUGAAGAAGGCACACGAUAUUUGGACUGCAUUAAUAAUGUGGCUCAUGUGGGUCAUUGUCAUCCAAAAGUAGUAAGUGCCGGCUGUCUACAAAUGGCGACCAUUUCCACCAACAAUCGUUUCUUACAUGAUGAAUUGGUUCAAUGUGCAAAGACAUUAACUAGUAAAAUGCCCGAAGAGCUAUCCGUUUGUUUCUUUGUGAAUUCUGGUUCUGAAGCCAAUGACCUUGCUUUACGUUUAGCUAGAAAUUAUACUAAACGUCACGAUCUUAUCACUUUAGACCAUGCCUAUCAUGGUCAUUUAACAUCUGUUAUGGAAAUCUCUCCAUAUAAAUUUAAUCAACCAGGUGGUGAUCCAAAACCAGAUUAUGUUCAUGUAGCACCUUGCCCAGACAUUUAUGGUGGCUUAUAUACAGACAAAGAUUAUCCCAAUGCUGAUAUGGCCGAAAUUUACAGCAGACCUAUAGCCGAUAUAUGUGAAAAGCUGAAAUUACAAGGCAAGGGCGUAGCUGCUUUUAUAGCUGAGAGUUUACAAAGUUGCGGUGGGCAAAUAAUACCACCAGAUGGUUAUUUCCGCGCCGUUUAUAAUGCUGUACAUGAUGCUGGUGGCUUGUGUAUUGCUGAUGAAGUACAAGUUGGUUUCGGUCGUGUAGGUACACAUUACUGGGCCUUCGAAACUCAAGGUGUAGUUCCUGAUAUUGUUACUGUUGCUAAGCCGAUGGGUAAUGGACAUCCAGUUGGUGCUGUGGUGACUACACCUGAAAUUGCGCAUGCAUUUUAUGCUACAGGUGUGGCUUAUUUUAAUACCUACGGGGGUAAUCCAGUAUCAUGCGCUAUCGCUAAUGCUGUUAUGCAAGUAAUUGAAGAAGAAGGUCUGCAACAGAAUGCUCUAGAAAUUGGUAAUUAUCUAUUGCAGCAAUGUCGUGAGCUUAAGUACGAAUUCGAUAUUGUGGGUGACAUACGCGGUAUGGGUUUGUUUGUUGGGAUAGAGUUGGUCAAAAAUCGUGAGAAACGUGAGCCUGAUACGAAAUCAGCCCAUUGGGUCGUCAAUCGUAUGAAACAAGUUCAUAAGAUUUUAGUAUCCUCAGAUGGUCCCAAUGAUAAUGUUAUUAAACUAAAACCACCAAUGUGUUUCAAUCAAGAAAAUGCAGAAACUUUCUUGCUGGCAUUCCGCGAAUGUUUAUCUCUAUUGAGUAAAGAACGUCAGGACGUUGCACCACCAAGUGUAACCGCUUUGGACGCACUUACAUCAACGAAUAAGAUUUUUGAACAAAAGGAACGUUUAAUUAAGUCAGUUUAAAGCUUAGCUGACAUUCAUGAUAAAAUUUGGCUUUACUUUAUAAACAUAGUAGAAUAGUUUUAUGCUUUAAUUUUAAGUUAUAUAUUUAUUAGCCACAACUGUUCUAAUUGUAAAUUAGCUGUAGUUUUGUAGUAAGAUUUACUUAACCUUUUAUUUUUAGUUCAAUUGGCUAAAUUGAUGUGUGAAACAAUUUUAAAUUAUUAAAAA
This is a messenger RNA of Teleopsis dalmanni, 1665 nucleotides long. RefSeq names its product alanine--glyoxylate aminotransferase 2-like. The transcript is spliced from 4 exons. NCBI's taxonomy places the organism in Eukaryota, Metazoa, Arthropoda, Insecta, Diptera, Diopsidae. The coding region runs from base 1 to 1458 and encodes 485 amino acids. Gene Ontology annotation, molecular function: pyridoxal phosphate binding; transaminase activity. Gene Ontology annotation, cellular component: mitochondrion. The record is from RefSeq and is a predicted model, not a curated record.